AUCUCAGUACCAUUAAAUACUGGAGUUGUAGGUGGACGUAUCAGCCGUGUCCAAAUCCGCCUUCCUGUCGAUAUUCCAUUUGAAGACUUUUUUUCGCGUAUUUGUGCCAAAAUGGACCUGGACCCAGCAAACGCUGAACUUGGCUACAAGUUUCAUAACGAUCGAGUCCGAGAUGACCCUCAUCAGCUCUCCAAUGACCAACAGCUUUGGGAGGCAUUUGAGCAGGGCUGUGACCUCAUCAAACAAGCUCGAAGUCGGCGAGUAGUUCUUGAAAUACACAACCUGAAGCCAACUCGUCAGGCAGCAUCUGCCACCCAUGCUCGUCGUGAUGAAGCUGUCAAUGACAGUCAAGACCCUCCAACCUCCAUGAGCUUUGCCUCCGAGCUGCGAGAGCUCAAGAAUAAGCUAGAUUGUGAGAAGCACGGAAAAUUCUGCUAUAUCAAUCCUAUUAGUGAUGACCACGAAGCUCAAGACAUCUAUAACCUCACCCUCUGGGCGAAAAAGAUACUCUUGGCAGAGGCUACCUAUGAGAAGCCUCCGGAGAUGGCUGCCUUUGACCAUGUUCCAAAGAAACGACGACUAUCUUCGGCAAACACCUCAUCUGCCAGUGCAGCUCCCACCCUUCCAGUCAUUCACGUCCAUAUUCCUCCUAUCACUAAGGAGGCUCUUGGUGAUACUGGUGGCCACCGUCGAGCCAAUACUUCCCGA
Messenger RNA from Suillus plorans, 708 nucleotides. RefSeq lists its product as uncharacterized. The transcript is spliced from 3 exons. NCBI's taxonomy places the organism in Eukaryota, Fungi, Basidiomycota, Agaricomycetes, Boletales, Suillaceae. The record is from RefSeq and is a predicted model, not a curated record. The annotation marks the transcript as partial.